UGCCACAUAAUUAAACAUAAAUUUGUUGUUUUUUUCAGGCAAUGAUAAUGAAAUCAAAAUCAACAGCAGAGUUUGACCAGGUCGAUAUCCAAACAAAGGAAGAGCUGGACGGAAGAUUUACCAAGUACGCUGGAAAAACUAUCUUUGUUGCGUAUUAUGAUGCUGAUUAUCCAUGUACUGAUGAGUUAAAAGAUAGAAGAUGUCUUGCAUACUUCAAAACAUCAGUGACGAAAUCUGCACCCACAAUUGCUGAAACAGAUGGUCAUGAAAACCUUGUGCUUCUUUGGGUUGAUGUCAAAAAAAUCCACUUAGACACUGCUAAACAUUUCAAUGAAGUGUGUGCAAAAGCGGGAGUACCACAACUCCCAGUACUAUACGUGGAAUGGGAAGGGAGGUUGAGAGCUGUAUACAGACAAGAUCCCUCUGUAUCGUUCUAUGGAAAAGAUGACUGUGCAUCUCCUGGUAAAACUGAUAAGAAAGGAUCUGAAGGUGAAGGUGGACAAGCUGAAGGUGGUAAAGCUGAAGGUGGACAAGCUGAAGGUGGUAAAGCUGAAGGUGGACAAGCUGAAGGUGGUAAAGCUUAA
This is a messenger RNA of Macrosteles quadrilineatus (aster leafhopper), 584 nucleotides long. RefSeq lists its product as uncharacterized. The transcript has 5 exons. The record is from RefSeq and is a predicted model, not a curated record. The coding region runs from base 42 to 584 and encodes 180 amino acids. Lineage: Eukaryota; Metazoa; Arthropoda; Insecta; Hemiptera; Cicadellidae.